Balaenoptera acutorostrata (minke whale) is the source of this 7484-nucleotide messenger RNA. RefSeq names its product NAD synthetase 1 (gene NADSYN1). Gene Ontology annotation, cellular component: cytoplasm. The transcript has 23 exons. Gene Ontology annotation, molecular function: NAD+ synthase (glutamine-hydrolyzing) activity; ATP binding; glutaminase activity. The coding region runs from base 117 to 2252 and encodes 711 amino acids. Lineage: Eukaryota; Metazoa; Chordata; Mammalia; Artiodactyla; Balaenopteridae. Gene Ontology annotation, biological process: NAD+ biosynthetic process. The record is from RefSeq and is a predicted model, not a curated record.
GGCCUGGCGGGACGGGACGGGGCAACCCGGAAGGACACAAGACGCGGCCGCCUGUCUCCCUAGGACAGGGAGACCCACUGUCCGGCCGGCCUUUUGCCCAGGCGACUGCAGCCAGGAUGGGCCGGAAGGUGACCGUGGCCACCUGCGCGCUCAACCAGUGGGCCCUGGACUUCGAGGGCAAUUUGCAAAGGAUUUUAAAGAGUAUUGAAAUUGCCAAACACAAAGGAGCAAGAUACAGGCUUGGACCAGAACUGGAAAUAUGUGGCUACGGAUGUUGGGAUCAUUAUUACGAGUCGGACACCCUCCUGCAUUCGCUCCAGGUCCUGGCUGCCCUUCUGGAGUCUCCAGUCACUCAGGAUAUCAUCUGUGAUGUGGGAAUGCCCAUAAUGCACCGAAACGUCCGCUACAACUGCAGGGUGAUAUUUCUCAACAGGCAAACAGAGGAAUAUUUUCUCCCCCGGAUGAUACAGGACCUGACAAAGCAGGAGACCGUGCCCUUUGGGGACGCUGUCCUCUCCACCCGGGACACCUGCAUCGGGAGUGAGGUCUGCGAGGAGCUCUGGACACCCCGCAGCCCACACGUGGACAUGGGCCUGGACGGCGUGGAGAUCUUCACCAACGCCUCAGGCAGCCACCACGUGCUGCGCAAAGCCCACGCCAGGGUGGACCUGGUGACCAUGGCCACCACCAAGAACGGCGGGAUAUACUUGCUGGCCAAUCAGAAGGGCUGUGACGGGGACCGGCUGUACUACGACGGCUGUGCCCUGAUAGCCAUGAACGGCAGCAUCUUUGCCCAGGGAUCCCAGUUCUCUCUGGACGACGUGGAAGUCCUCACUGCCACGUUGGAUUUGGAGGACGUCAGAAGCUACAGGGCAGAGAUUUCAUCUCGAAACCUGGCGGCCAGCAAGGUGAGCCCCUACCCCCGCGUGAAGGUGGACUUCGCCCUGUCCUGCCACGACGACCUGCUGGAGCCGCUCUCUGAGCCCGUUGAGUGGAAAUACCACAGUCCCGCCGAGGAGAUCAGCCUCGGACCUGCAUGCUGGCUCUGGGAUUUUUUAAGACGUAGCCAACAGGCGGGGUUCUUCCUGCCCCUGAGCGGCGGGGUGGACAGCGGGGCCACCGCCUGUCUCGUCUACUCCAUGUGCCACCAGGUCUGCGAGGCUGUGAAGCACGGAAAUCAGGAAGUGCUGGCCGACGUCCGGACCAUUGUGAACCAGACCAGCUACACCCCCCAGGACCCCCGGGAGCUCUGCGGCCGCGUCCUGACCACCUGCUACAUGGCCAGCGAGAACUCCUCCCGGGAGACGUGCAGCAGAGCCAGAGAUCUCGCCCAGCAGAUCGGAAGCCACCACAUCGGUCUCAACAUCGACCCAGCCGUGAAGGCCGUCAUGGGCAUCUUCAGCCUGGUGACGGGUAAAAGCCCUGUGUUUGCAGCUCACGGAGGAAGCAGCCGGGAGAGCCUGGCCCUGCAGAACGUACAGGCGCGCGUGAGGAUGGUCAUUGCCUACCUCUUCGCUCAGCUGAGCCUCUGGUCCCGGGGCGCCCCCGGCAGACUUCUCGUGCUUGGAUCUGCCAACGUGGAUGAGAGGACCCUUGUGAUUGCAUUUAGGGCCCACCCCAUAAUCCAGGGGAAUCACCCAUCCCAGGGUCCUCAGCCUCGUCUCAUCUGCGGAGUUCCUUUCUCCCUGUAUGUCCUCCUCGGCUACCUGACCAAGUACGACUGCUCCAGCGCAGACGUCAACCCCAUAGGCGGGAUCAGCAAGACGGACCUGAGAGCCUUCGUCCAGCUCUGCGUGGAGCGCUUCGAGCUUCCCGCCCUGCAGAGCAUCCUGGUAGCGCCGGCCACUGCCGAGCUGGAGCCCUUGGCCCAUGGACGGGUGUCCCAGACUGAUGAGGAAGACAUGGGAGUGACCUACGCGGAGCUGUCGGUCUAUUGGAGGCUCCGGAAGAUCGCCAAGAUGGGGCCCUACAGCAUGUUCUGCAGACUCCUCUACAUGUGGAAGGACGUCUGCACCCCCAGACAGGUGGCCGACAAAGUGAAGCGGUUUUUCUCGAAGUAUUCCAUGAAUAGACACAAAAUGACCACACUGACCCCCGCGUAUCACGCCGAGAGCUACAGCCCAGACGACAACAGGUUCGAUCUGCGGCCGUUUCUGUACAACACCCGCUGGCCUUGGCAGUUCCGCUGCAUAGAAACUCAGGUCCUCCAGCUGGAGAGAAGACAGCGUCAGGACCUGGACGGCGUGGACUGAGCCCGGGUCCUGCGCAGAGGGCUCCCCUCCCGCGAGGCUGCGCGUUGCACGUCUGCCUUGCUGGUGGCUGUGAGCGGGAACGGCUGGCGUGUCCACAAGCCCCGUCUGACCUGUUUCGAGGAGAGGGAUCUUUUCAGUCUGGUUUCUUUUAAAAAGGCUGAAAUACAAGAGGAUGCGAUUUUAAACCCUCUUCUUCUCUUUUUUUUAAAUUAAAAAAUUAAUUUAAAAAAAUUAAUUUUUAAAUUAAUUUUUAUUGGCGUAUAGUUGAUUUACAAUGUUGUGUUAGUUUCUGCCGUACGGCAAAGUGAAUCAGCUAUACGUAUACAUAUAUCCGCUCUCUUUUAGAUUCUUUUCCCAUAGAGGGCAUUACAGAGUCUGAGUAGCGUUCCCUGUGCUGUACAGCAGGUAUUGGGAUGCACAUACACAAACUACUAUAUAUAAACCCUCUUCUUGAAGCGAGCGCUUUCCCCAGCCCCUCUGGCCCUUGUGCAGCAUCUCCUGAGUGUCACCUGAGCCGAAGGAGGAUUUUCCAGGCAGGGAUGGAGGAGGCCCUGGGGGGUGGAGGGUGGUUCUAGAAUGACUGUCCCCACCCGUCACCCACCCUUGCAAUCUUUGUAGUUUUGCAAAGCAGCCCUUUCUCCUUUUCUUCCUCUGUCCUUGUGUAUGACUCUUCUCACUAUAAACUGGCCCAUUUCCCUGAUUUCUGUUUCCUGGUCACCGUCAUUGUCAUUCCGAGGACCUAAACUUGCAGGGAUGUAGAUUUGCCUCCAUCCUGUGCCACCAGGGAAGGCUUCACAGGCUCUCGGGGCAGGCUGUGCGGUCACCAUUCCUGCCCCCCCCCCCCAUGUGCUGCCCUAAAGAAAGACCCCCCUGGGGGGCCAGCUGCCUGCCGUCCUUGCCAGCCUCCCCCUCCCAUUUCGGUCUCACCGUCCUGGGUCAGCACCCAGGUUAAGUGGGACGGUUCCAGUGUGGGCGGGAGGAGAGAGCUGGGCUCUGGUUGCGGACCUGGCGGAAGGUCCAGCCUUGGGCCCGAGCAACACAGCUCAGCCCCCAUUCUGCUGGAACACCAGGAAUUCCUAAGGAUCCCCAGGAAUAUUUACAAACUGCAUCAGCUUGGACUUUCUGCGUGUGUGUUACCAAAAGCCUUACCCAAGAAAAGAACCUGGUGAACAAGGAAAGGAAUUUAUUGAUUGACGUGCUGAGCAGUCCGGGGGAGUAACAGCUUCAGGCCUGGCUGGACCCAGGGUUUGUGCCAUGUCAUUGGAACUUGUUUCUCUCUUCCCCUGACCCUGUCUCUGUGUGCUGGCUUCCUCUUGUGACUCCAGUCUUGCAGACUCCCAAGUUCAGAUCCAGCAGGAGAUUAGCACAUGUGCCUUCCCCGUUUCUUCAGUACAGGCCCUGGAUUAGCUCAGUUGGGUCACAUGCCCAUUUCUGAACCAGUUAGCUACUGCCCCGAGGUCCUCCAAAGACGACCACGGGGUGUUAUCAGAAUUAGGAAAAAUAGAUGGUGAGUUCUCCAAACAGGAACGGCCACUGCACACACCCUCAGGCCCUGGCCCGGGCCCAGGCUCUGGACAAUGGCUCCUUGGAUCUAAGUCCACGUUUCCUGGCAAUGCUACUGCAGGCCCUGGGCCUGCAAAGCACAUGCACAGAACGUUCCUCAACUUCCCACAGUGACAGCAACACCCAGGGACGUAUUAAUAAGACUCCAGGCUUGGGCAGAGGGAAGGGAACAAGGGCACACUGCCCUCUUUCCCUGAAGGCUGCCGCCAUCUUUGUAUCUCCCACCCCCGGAAUCCAGAACCCCUCCCGCAGGCUCGGGGACAGAAUAACCCCUUCUCCCUCACCCCACCGAGGGCCACUUUCCUGUGAUGUAAAGUCACUCGACGUAAAGACAACCUUUUACACCACGAUGCGAAGCCACGUCCUGCUUACCGUCUCCGACUCGUCUUCCAGAAGAGAGACUUGGCCGUGUGGAGCCCAAUCCCAAUGCUACGGUCUGUGGCAUCAAUAUUUUGUUACAGCAUCCUUCACGUACGUACUGAGACCCCCGUGAAGGUGUUUCUCCUAAAACAAAGGAAAAGUUUACGCUUCAAGGAGAAUUCAGUCCUUCACCUUCGGGAGAAUCUGGAAAGAAAACAAAACAGCAGUAAAAGCUAUUCUUCGAGCCGAUGUGGCCCAGGGCCCUUUGGAGGACCACCUUGAGGGGCUCCCUCAGCCGCUGUGUCUGAAGGCCCCCAGUGAAGAAGUCAAUAGCAAGGUUAGCGGUGCUGUUGGUGCAGGACAGGUGGAUGCAGACAUCGCUGAGAGUGUGAUGUUUCAUGUCAGCUACGAGGCAGCUGACGAUGCAGAGGGGCAGCCCGAAGAGAACGAAGCCCAGGACCGACAGCAGAAGGACCAGGUAGAGCUUUCUGGGCCAGUGUUGCUGGGAGCUCGCCUGGGCUCGGAGGAGCAACAGCAGGCUGGACAAGCCCAGGAUGGAGAACGGGAGGAGGACCCACACGGUGGUGGCGGUCGUCAGUGCGGGACCGAACUUUGUCCUUGGGAUGAAUAAACUGACCACAGGCAUGACCUCUCAGUAUAUUAACCGAAAAGAUCAGAAUCCAGAGCAGGGCGCUCACGUUGCCUGACAGGUGCUUGGGGCAACGACACUGAUACCAAAUAGGGAAGAAGGAGGACAGACAGUGCUGGAAGCUGAUGGCGGUCGUGAUGCCCAGGCCAGUGAAGUAGAAGAAGAACCUCAGGACCAUAAAGGUGUCAUGCAGGUGAAAGGAAUAGUGCAGGAAAAGCUUCAGGAUUUGGCAGACAAGAGAAUACAGUCUGGAAACAAAGGUUCAUGAAAUCCUCCACGGCCAGAUUGAGGCUGUAGAUGAAGAAGGCAUUUUUCUUGGCGGACAGCUGGACAAACCAGAUUACUAUUCCAUUUCCCACCAACCCACAAAGGGCCACAGCCACAGUGAUGGACCGGAAGAUCAUGUGGUCAGUGUUCUCUGAUCUUGGAGCCAGCGCUGUGGCGUCAAUGCUGGAACGAUUGCAUGUCUUGCGGUACUGGGCCAUGGUGAGGAGAUCCAAGCUCAGCAAGACUCUGCUGGGUUCCUCUGAUCCGUGAUUCCCGGCACUCCUGGGGUGGGUGGGGGGAGUCAGAGACGGAAACACAGAACCUCAGGCAAGUAAGGUGGGCUCUUGCUCCUCCCCACUCUCCCUGUCUCUCUCUUCUCUCUCCUCCUCCUUCCCUCCUUGCCCGCCUUCUUCCCUCAGUUUGUCUCUUUCUCUUCCCCUUCCUUCUAUUUCCCACCCCCAAGCCCGGCCACAAAUGAACCAAGUCCAGGUCGUUACUGUGGUUCUUGUCUCUCCCUAGAGGAUGAGAUAAGAGCUCAGCUUCAUCCUCUUGAGCUGGGCCCCUUGGGCAUCAGUACAGCUCAUUCAUUCAUCUCUGUACUCAACAAACUGAUUUGCCGGAUGUCCCCUCCAGCUUAGGCGCUGAGCAGAACACAGGGUGGGGAAAGUUGGGGAGACCUGGUUUCUGCCCCCAAGGAAACCAGGGGAAUAACCACUUACAGGACGGUGCGACUGGAGCUCUAGUACUCAGGGGGGAGUUGACCCUUGAAGACAUGGUAGACGUUACCAAGAAAGAUGAUACCCAAUGCAGAGAAACCACUUGAAGAAGGUCCAGAGUCUUGUGGGAGCUUGUGCACUCAGGGUAGACCUCUUAGUAUGGUUAGGACCUGAAGAGCAGUUUGGGAUGCAGGGGAGAGGACGUCGAUGAUGUAAAGGUGGGUGGAGGCAUCUGGUCUACCUCCUUACUUAGGUCCAGGUGGCAGCCCAGAUGCACUGAUAUCUGUAGGGCGAGCUGUGCCUGAGUCCCUAGGAUAUCUCAUCUACUCCAUCUGCUUCAAUACCAUCCGGUGCUAAUGACUCCGAAAAGCGGGUCAGCCGCCUGAAGGUGCUCUGUGGGCUCCUAGGGCUGUGGGUUCUCCUGUCUCAGUGGCUGUGGGACAGAAGGAUGGCUCCUCUCAAAGACACCCACGUCCUAAUCCCCAGAGUCUAUGACGAUUGAGGUAGGAGAGAGGGGAUGAAGAUGGCACAUGGAAUUAAGACUGCUAACCAGCUGAACUUAAAAUAGGCAGAUUAUCCUGGGUCAUUCAGGUGGGCCCCACAUGUAAUCACAAGGGUCCUUAUAAAAAGGAGGCAGAGGAGGAGACUCAGAGAAGGAGGUGGGAAGCGGGAAGCAGGGGCGGGCUGAUGUGAUGCUUGGUUUUGAAGAGUACAGUAGAGGCCACCAGCCAAGGAUGCAGGCCCCUCCAGAAGUUGAAAAAUGACCGGGAAGCAGCUUCUCCCUUGAAGCCCUGGGAAGGAAUAUAGCCCUGUCCACACCUUGAUUUUAGCCCAGUGAGACCCAUUUUGGGUUUUGGACCUCCAUAAUUGUAAGGUCAUAAAUUUGCGGUGAUUUGCUACAGCAGCCAUAGGAAACUGUUACAUAAGGUCGCUCGUUCCGUGGUUGGGCUCAGGUUCCGAGAGGUCCUUUCUGCCCUUUGGGUUUCACGCUUCUUCCCUUUCUCAUCCCUUGUUGCCAGCUUCUCCUUAUCUUUUACUCAGACCAAUUCAGCUCUUCUCCUUUUCUCAUCCCCUUGAUGCUGACGUUUUCCAGGUCACGUUUCUCGGCAUUCUGUUCUGUUGUAGUUAAACGACGCCCUUGAAUCUGAUCUCACCCAUUCACAUGGCAUUCUGUGGACCACUCGGUUCCCAAACACACCUCUUCAGCCUCCGUCUCUCUUCAGCCCUGACUUGCUCAUCAAACUGCCGACUAAUAACACCACGUAUAACACCACCCCCCAAACGUGUGCUCUCCACUGCGCUUCCUUAUUCCUACAAAUUACAUUGCCACACAAAACCCAGUCCCCUAGAUAUGAAAUGUGAAAUCACUGGAGGGCAUCAGGUGCACUCUGGGGUCAGGCUGUUUGGGUUGGAUUCCUGCCCCUCCCACUAAUUAACGAGUGCCUUUGUGUGAUGUACUCGGUCUUUGUACUAUAUAUAGUAGAUGCACGCUACUGUAUAUAAAAUAGAUAAACAACAAGGACCUACUGUAUAGCAUAGGGAACUAUAUCCAGGGAACUAAUUAUCCAAGAUUAAUAAUUAUAGGUUAUUAAUCUUGUAAUAACCUAUAAUGGAAAAGAAUCUGAAAAAGAAUAUAUAUACAUAUGUAUAACUGAAUCACUUUGCUGUACACCAGAA